Gaeumannomyces tritici R3-111a-1 is the source of this 1188-nucleotide messenger RNA. RefSeq names its product L-fucose permease Glucose/galactose transporter. Gene Ontology annotation, biological process: transmembrane transport. Gene Ontology annotation, molecular function: transmembrane transporter activity. Bases 1 to 1188 code for a protein of 395 amino acids. NCBI's taxonomy places the organism in Eukaryota, Fungi, Ascomycota, Sordariomycetes, Magnaporthales, Magnaporthaceae. The transcript is spliced from 5 exons. The record is from RefSeq and is a predicted model, not a curated record.
AUGACGGGGCUCGCCGUGCUCGCCGUGGGCUGCCUGCUGUUUUGGCCGUCGGGCCUGAGGCAGUCCUAUGGCGGGUACUGCGGGUCCAUGUUUGUGGUCGGCGCCGGCCUCGCGACGCUCGAAACCGCUGCCGAUCCAUUUCUGUCCAUCUGCGGACCCCCUCGCUACUCCGAGGUCCGCCUGAACCUCGCCCAGGCAAUCCAGGGCGUCGGCUCGUUUGUCGCGCCUCUCCUGGCCUCGCGCGUCUUCUUCGCCAACACCAUCGACACAAACGAGGGGCUGAAGAACGUACAGUGGGUGUACCUCGGCGUUGCGGGCUUUGUUGCCCUGCUCAUCGUCCUGUUCUUCCUGGCGCCCAUGCCCGAGAUCACCGACGCGGACAUGAACGCCCAGGAGGGCGAGAUGGGCCGCGCGGACCCGGGCCCGUUCCGAAAGCAGUACAACCUAUUCUUGGCCAUCUGGUCUCAGUUCUGCUACGUCGGCGCGCAGGUUGCAGUUGCGUUUUGCGUCGAAGCCGGACGGGAUAAAGCCCAAGGCUCCGACCUUCUCGCCCUAGGUCAAGGGCUGUACGCCCUGAACCGAUUCCUGGCUGGCCUGUUGAUGACGAUACCGGCGGUGCGGCCUCGCUACAUCCUCGCGCUCUACCUGGGACUUUGCUUCGUCUUCGUCACGGCGGCCAUUAACACGGCGGGAACGGUGUCGAUCGCGAUGCUGAUUUUGGUACUCUGCUUCGAGUCUGCCUGCUUUGCCACGAUAUUCACACUUGGGCUACGCGGCCUGGGCCGCCACACCAAGAUAGGGGGCUCCCUCCUGGUCGCCGCCAUCUCGGGAGGCAUGGUUUUCCCGCCCAUGACGGGCGCCUUGAUGGACGCGAGGGGGGCGCACAUUGCCAUGGUGAUUCCCAUGAUGGGCUAUAUCCUGGCUUGGAUGUGGGUUUCCAGUCUCCAGCCUUUGAUUUCUGCCCCCUUGUUCAGUUUCCAGGCUGACGAAUCAUCCACUAGCUAUCCUCUAUACGUCAACGUGUGGAAUAGAGAGGUCAUGGAUGCUCAUCGCGACACCACAUAUAGCAUUGAGCCAUCCGCCAGCGAGAGUCACAAAAUGGAGAGCCAAGUGUCACAUGGGGGAAACGGCAACCGGGACACUGUGGCCGACAGCAAGCUUGACGUUGGAGGCGCUGAUGCGAGAUAG